Molecule: messenger RNA, 281 nt
Organism: Zychaea mexicana
Lineage: Eukaryota; Fungi; Mucoromycota; Mucoromycetes; Mucorales; Lichtheimiaceae
Exons: 1
Source: RefSeq, a predicted model, not a curated record
CUGUUUGCCUUGUUGGCUGAAGGAAUGUAAACUGGCUGCUGGGUGGAUUGUGUUCUCACUGUUCACUGAUGGUGAAUUGUCUACCUUGUCAGUCACGCCUAAUUCCGGCAUUUACUGCUCACAGAAAAGCAUUUCUUCCGUGAAUGUACUUGCUCAUUCGCAUUCGUGUCUUUGUUUUCGCUUGACACGGUGCCGUGCACGGCCCCACUCACAAACAAGCGCCGAUACCAUCGUCGGAGGGUACAGCUCCGCAUGGUGAGAGACACGUACCACUACCGCCG